Molecule: messenger RNA, 5315 nt
Organism: Artibeus jamaicensis (Jamaican fruit-eating bat)
Lineage: Eukaryota; Metazoa; Chordata; Mammalia; Chiroptera; Phyllostomidae
Gene: CDC73
Product: cell division cycle 73
Exons: 17
Coding region: 378-1973 (531 amino acids)
Biological process (GO): transcription elongation by RNA polymerase II; positive regulation of transcription elongation by RNA polymerase II
Cellular component (GO): Cdc73/Paf1 complex
Molecular function (GO): RNA polymerase II complex binding
Source: RefSeq, a predicted model, not a curated record
UCGCGCCUCUCCGCCGCGAGGUUCGGGUGGGGAGUCGGCCGCGUGUGGAGCGGAGGUCUGAGAGGGGCGUGUUCCGAGGCCGCGGGAACGCCCCCUGGCGGCGGCCGCGUCGCAUUAGGAGCACGCAGUCAGGCGUUCUCCCCGGGCAGCCGGCGGCGGGGCCUUGCCUCCUAGCGCGGGGUCCUCGGCGGCCUGGGCGGCUCCUGCCCCUGUUGCUGGCGUAGCGAGCACGGCUGCGAGCGCGACUGCAGUUGGCUCGCGGCGGCGGCGUUGGCGACGGCGGAGCAGCCGCGGGCUAGCGAGGCGACAGACGCGGCCGGAGGCAGGCGCGGCGGCGGCGGCGGCGCUGCGGGCCCGCGGCGGCGAGGGGGCGGAAGAUGGCGGACGUGCUCAGCGUCCUGCGACAGUACAACAUCCAGAAGAAGGAGAUUGUAGUGAAGGGGGACGAAGUCAUCUUUGGCGAGUUCUCCUGGCCCAAGAACGUGAAGACCAACUAUGUGGUUUGGGGGACUGGAAAGGAAGGACAACCUAGAGAGUAUUACACGUUGGAUUCUAUCUUGUUUCUACUUAAUAAUGUGCACCUUUCUCAUCCUGUUUAUGUCCGACGUGCAGCCACUGAAAAUAUUCCUGUGGUUAGAAGACCUGACCGAAAAGAUCUGCUUGGAUAUCUCAAUGGUGAAGCAUCAACAUCGGCGAGUAUAGACAGAAGUGCCCCUCUAGAAAUAGGUCUUCAGCGAUCUACUCAAGUCAAAAGAGCUGCAGAUGAAGUUUUAGCAGAAGCAAAGAAACCACGAAUUGAGGAUGAAGAGUGUGUGCGACUUGAUAAGGAGAGAUUGGCUGCUCGCUUGGAGGGUCACAAAGAAGGGAUUGUGCAGACUGAACAGAUUAGGUCUUUGUCUGAAGCUAUGUCAGUGGAAAAAAUUGCUGCCAUCAAAGCCAAAAUUAUGGCUAAGAAAAGAUCUACUAUCAAGACUGACUUAGAUGACGACAUAACUGCUCUUAAACAGAGGAGUUUUGUGGAUGCCGAGGUGGAUGUGACUCGAGAUAUUGUCAGCAGAGAGCGGGUGUGGAGGACGCGGACAACGAUCUUACAGAGCACGGGAAAGAAUUUUUCCAAGAAUAUUUUUGCAAUUCUUCAGUCUGUAAAAGCCAGAGAAGAAGGGCGUGCACCUGAACAGCGACCGGCCCCAAAUGCAGCACCUGUGGAUCCCACAUUGCGUACCAAACAGCCUAUCCCAGCUGCCUACAACAGAUACGACCAGGAACGAUUCAAAGGGAAAGAAGAAACGGAAGGCUUCAAAAUCGACACAAUGGGCACCUACCACGGCAUGACGCUGAAGUCUGUGACGGAGGGUGCAUCGGCCCGGAAGACUCAGACUCCUGCAGCACAGCCAGUACCGAGACCAGUUUCUCAAGCAAGACCUCCCCCAAAUCAGAAGAAAGGAUCUCGCACGCCCAUCAUCAUCAUCCCCGCAGCCACCACCUCCUUAAUCACCAUGCUCAACGCCAAGGACCUCCUCCAGGACCUGAAAUUUGUCCCAUCAGAUGAAAAGAAGAAACAGGGCUGCCAGCGGGAGAAUGAGACUCUGAUACAGAGGAGAAAAGACCAGAUGCAGCCCGGGGGCACCGCCCUCAGCGUCACGGUCCCCUACCGGGUGGUGGACCAGCCCCUGAAGCUCAUGCCUCAGGACUGGGACCGGGUUGUGGCCGUGUUCGUGCAGGGGCCUGCAUGGCAGUUCAAAGGCUGGCCGUGGCUUUUGCCUGAUGGUUCACCAGUUGACAUAUUUGCUAAAAUUAAAGCCUUCCAUCUCAAAUAUGAUGAAGUUCGUCUGGAUCCAAAUGUUCAGAAAUGGGACGUAACGGUGUUAGAACUCAGCUACCACAAACGUCAUUUGGACAGACCCGUGUUCUUACGGUUCUGGGAAACACUGGAUAGGUACAUGGUAAAGCAUAAAUCCCACUUGAGAUUCUGAAUCACAUCAUCUCCCCUUGUGCAAAUCUGGAUUUAAGAAGCAUCGGAUAUACCUUGAUCUAAAGACUGCCUGAGAGUCAAGCUUUAUGAAUUUAUCAAAAACUUACAAUUAAGAAGGUCACAUCGAUCAAAAGACCUCAUUUGAUGCUUUAUGCUUCAAAGGGAUGGUGCCCAUCAUUCAUAUUAAGCAAACUUUUUGGCCUACAACUAUUUUUUUAAUAUUAGCCUUCUAGUCUGUAACGGAAAUUGUAUAUUUUGAUAGAAGUUUUUUCUCCAUUGGUUAAACUAGCAUUACUUAAAAUGUGUUUCUUUAGAAAAUAAAUACAGGUUAUAAAUGUGUGUAUAUUUAGAGGUUAUAUGGCUCUCUAAGCCAUCUUGCUUCUGAUUUUUCAUUGCUCUAUAAUUCCUUUUAUUGAAAAUACUGUGUUAUGAAUGGUAUUAAAUUUUAGUUUCUGGAACUUGCAAAACCAAGCAAAGGGAUGUGACUAUUUUGAAUGAGUCAAAAUGUCAACCUGUAUGUGUACUAUAUCUAUACUUUAUUUAAAAAGGAAUAAUGAAAAAUCAAGAACAAUUCUUCAGCUUUGGUUGAACUGUUCAGCCUUUUCAAGACUUCUUACUUAUAUUGAAUACAUUUAAUGAAUGUACAUGCUUCUCACUGACUUUGGGGAUUUUAAAACUUAGAAUGAUAUAUUUCUAUCUGUGAUAUCUUUCCACUUGAAACAUCUCAAAACACAGAUUGAAAACCUUGUAGGCUGUAGUACUUUUUAUUUUGGGAGCCAGAGUAUGAUUUGGGGGAAGGAAAUGUAUGAGUCCUACUGCAAUGUGAUUUUAGCUUCCUUAUCUUUUCCCAUAAAUCCACCUUGAUUCUUAGCUUACAGGGCAUGGGAUUGGAGUCUGCUGUUUCUAGGCACGUGGACCUCAGUCCUUAUCUUCCAUUGUCCCUGAACACUGAUAAACUCUCCCAGGCACCAAAGAACACAUUUGCUUAAGUAAGUGUCUGAACAGAAACAAGAUAAAAACACUGGUAUUUUUAUGUGCGUAUUCAAUAUCGUAUGAAAUAGAAACCUAUAUUUUAACUUAGUAAGAUAUUUUACUACUUCUCUACUUUAGGCAGCGUUGCAUCCAUAGUACAAUGAAUGAGCCUUUUCCGUGAGGCUUAAUUUCACAUUUUCUCACUCAAAAGCAACUUGGAAACUUGACUUCCAGUUUUUACUGUUAGAAUUGUUGCUGAUCAUUUAUAUCUACCCUCCCCCCCGUCCCCAUUUUCUCCCCCCAGUGAUUUCUCUUAGGUUGACAUUUUUUUUGUAAACAUCUAACUCUUAUGUCCAGCUGACAUUGUCUAGCCUCAUUUGUAAAUUUAAUGCUAUCAUAAAAAUGAGAAGCACUUAACUUACUCUUUCACUGACCAUGAAAGUCCAUACCAAUAGGGAAUAGAAAACGAGACUUAUUCAUGUGGAAUUCACUAGGUUUUUCAGAAGAAAAACAGUCAGCAUUUAAAAUGAUAAGAUUUUAGAAUAUUUAUAAGGUUUGAACAGAUUCAGCCCCCUUCUUCUCUGCAUCCUCUUCUUGACAAUAAGAGAAAAAAAAUUUCACAUUAGAAUAUCUCAGCAUAUAAAUUUGUUUUCAAAAUAAAUUAUGUAUUGUAUAAACUUUCUCAGUGAUGAAAUAGUCAUGGUCUAGAAUCUGUAAUAUUUUAAUGUAAGAUUACUUGUUAAGACUACUACGAGUGGACAUGAACUACCUUUCUAUAAAGAUUUUUAGUAUUUAUACUUAUGUCAUGUAUGAAAUUUACUUGAUAACAGUGUGGUUAAAAUUGGGAACAUCUACUUUAAACAGGAUUUAUUUUUCUAUCUUGAAUUUGCCUUAUAUGUAUUCAGAGGCUUCUGGAAAUACUGUAAGGAACAUUAGGAAAAGUACAAAUAUGCUAUGCCAUGUAUUUUAAAAUCCGACCUUAGCAUGUACCUAUUUUCUUUGUCUCUCUCUGUUUUUUGGCAGUUCAGUCCCUUAUUUAGGUCUAUGUAAUUAAUUUAUAGACAUUAAUUCUUAAACAAAAAACCCAACUCACAGCCAAUCACUGUUCAUGACUCCAGGUCCUACAGCAGCAGCCAUCACAGUGCCUUGCACAUAGUAGGCAUUCAGGAAAUCUUUGUAUACACGAAUCAAUGAUGUAUUUUCAACAUAACACAAAGUACUUUGUACUUGGUCUGGGAGUUUGAAAAUACAGAAUUACAGGGAACAAAGAGGCAUUCGAAGACACUUAAAUGGAAAUGAACUACCCAUUCAUAAAUUUGACUUACCCAUAAGUUAUGUUACUAGGCCCCUUGUCUUACCCCAGCGGAUACAGAAAGCCCCACUGCAUUACUCCACAGACACUCCUCUGCCCCAGGGAGCAGUGGGAAGCACCAGGUUUCCACCGGCAGCUGCCCACCCUCAUUGCAUGCUGGAGCCGUGUGGGGGCCUUGGUAAAAGACCAUUCACUUCCUGAGUUCUGAUUCUGGUCUAAGUGGUCUGGGGUGAGACCUGGUCAUCAGUGUUUUGAACAAAUUCUUCAGGUUCAGAAAGGAUUGAGAAUUACUGGUAUUAAAUGUGUUUUCUUCUCCUUAACUUUUUUCUUUUUUGCGGCCACCCUUUGCACUAGACCAUCCCCAUUAUUGGUGGUAUUGGCCUAUGGUUCCACAUGACAAAUUGGUUUUAUUUAUUUAAUAUAGGAGUAUUUUGCUGUUUAAUAUUUAAACAAUGUUUAAUAUAUUUCAUUAUAAACUAGUAUUGUAGUUUAUGAUUUGUUUCCCACGUGUCCAUAUCUUUACUGAUUUUUUUUUUUAAAUAACAGCAGCAUGACGACAAUUCAUACCAAAAUAACUAAUCCGUGGAGGAAAACUUCGUAAUUUUUAAGGUAGAAGGAAAUAAAGUAUUAAUUUCUUAUCUGCCAUGCAGAAUGAGAGUUUGCUUAUGAAAAGAAAGAGGCAUACUUUUUAAUUGGUCUACACAGAAAAGUAAAAAUAAAUUAUUCAUUUAAAUAAAAUUAAUGAUCUAAUAAACAUUGAAGGAAAUAUUUUUCCUAAAUAAAAAUUUUUGUGACUCCUAACAAAAUUAAAGUGAUGACAUUGUUCUUUUUUGGAGGGUGGGGAGGGGGUCUUUAGUUGCCAUAUUUCUUACUAUAUAACGUGACGAUAGGAUACGUGUAUGUGGCCAGAAAUGAGAUGCCACUUUGUCAGGUAACUUAUUAUCUGAAUCUUACUUGUUAAGCUAGUUUAUAAACUUCUCUGUGACCAAUGGUAUAUUUUAUAAUACAAAUACAGCAAUUACAAACGCUGGUCAAAAUGAAAGAAAACAUGAAAAAUAA